UCUCCUCGGUGAACUCGGUUUACCUCCAUCGCAGAAAGAUGACUUUCUCCAGCCUGUGCUAUCCAGAAUGCGGGGUGGCCCGGCCCUGUCCAGUCACUGGCACCUGCAACGAGCCGUGCGUUAGGCAGUGCCAGGACUCCGAAGUGGUGAUCAGACCCUCACCGGUGGUCGUCACCCUCCCAGGACCUAUUCUCAGCAAUUUCCCUCAGCACAGCGCAGUGGGAGCUGUAGGAGCACCUGUGGUCGGACCUGGUUUCGGGGGCUCAUUCGGUCAUGGGGGAUACGGCUAUGGAGGCCUUUACGGAGGAUUGUACGGUUUAGGGGGAUACGGUGGUUACGGCGGCCAUUACGGUUAUGGGGGAUUAUGGGGCCAUGGGGGAUACUGCGGUUACCCAGGUCUUUAUGGUUACGGGGGAUUAUGGGGAUACGGGGGAUAUGGCCGUAGGUAUCUCGGUGAACGCUGUGGGACAUGCUAAACCCAGCAGGAACAUCCGUGGAAGAAGGAAGAACCAGGAAACGAACAGCAAGAUACAGAUCCACCCCUGAUCUUUGGGCAUGGCUUUCAGAAGUGCUGUGCAUACAUGGCUUCAGUUGAACUCAGUGGGAGCUGUGUGUGCGCAGCACCUUGGUCUGAUAGCCGUGCUGCAUUUCUACUGUUACGCUUUAUGACUCUUUCUGCCAAGGCUUUCCCAACCGUGUUCUGUUUCUCUUAUUCACAUGUGGACUCAUUCUGAAUUACACUCAGGCUGUUUACACUAACCCCGCAAUGUAAAGGAAACAGGGGCCUUAAGAUGGAUAUCAGUUACAUUGAUUAUUAGUUUAAGUCCCUUUAGAGGGGAAAAAGAGAUCUUGGUGUCAAGGAGAAUUAGAUCUCAAAUGUUCUAACCUUUCCAUCAAUACAUACUGUUAGCGCCUCACUUUGACCUUUGCUACGGCCGACGUAUAGGGAGAAGUUUCACAGUUCUCUGCUUUUAUUUGGUUUUGUCUCAUUUCCCACCAACUGGGGUAAAACAAGGAACUUCAAAUGGUUGUAAAGGGGACUCGUUUGUCAACCUCUGCAGCUGCAACAAAGCAAAGAGAACAUCUUGUCUGAAAUACACCCCACUGAGGCCUGCAAUUGGUCAUGGCCCUUCUAGUAACACUGGAAAUACAUUCUUUCUGCUCUGUAGUAUUUCUCCUCUAACUCUGUACUGCCAAUUUCAAUUGCAUUAAAAACUCUGCUGCAUCCUAA
Molecule: messenger RNA, 1231 nt
Organism: Chrysemys picta bellii (western painted turtle)
Lineage: Eukaryota; Metazoa; Chordata; Testudines; Emydidae
Source: RefSeq, a predicted model, not a curated record